GCAGCUUAUGGAAACAUCUCAAGGCGCGGCAGAGAAGAAGCAGAAGCAAAUUGAAGCCGACGAGAAUCCCUUCGAGCUAGUCCGACGUUUGAGCCAAGCAGCUGAUCAGCGCCGCUUCAGCGAUGUACAGAUUGCGGGCAAUGAUCCGCAGGUCAUUGAGCCCUUGAGAGCAGAGGCAAGGGAGCUGCACCGCGAGCUGGAGCGGUCCUCGACCAGAUUCCUUGAAGCUCAGAAGGCCCAAAUGGCCAUGGCCCACAAAGUGGCAGAUGCCAAGGCCCAGCUCUGCAGCGAAGCCGACAGGUGCGUGGACCUCCUCCAGGAGCUCAGCGAGCGGGAGACCGAGCAUCGGUCACUUUCCCGGGACCUUCAAGGCCUCAAAGAG
This is a messenger RNA of Symbiodinium necroappetens, 382 nucleotides long. Lineage: Eukaryota; Dinophyceae; Suessiales; Symbiodiniaceae. The record is from the annotation of a GenBank genome assembly.